Messenger RNA from Pygocentrus nattereri (red-bellied piranha), 2413 nucleotides. RefSeq lists its product as uncharacterized. The coding region runs from base 109 to 1170 and encodes 353 amino acids. The transcript has 7 exons. NCBI's taxonomy places the organism in Eukaryota, Metazoa, Chordata, Actinopteri, Characiformes, Serrasalmidae. The record is from RefSeq and is a predicted model, not a curated record.
AGGCAGACACAGACGGGACUACAAACUACAAAGAAAAGUAGAGAGGAAACUUUCAGAUUUUAGAAGAUACUGCGCAGGAGUAAGGUGAACAUAAGUGAAGCGACAAAGAUGACAAUCUUCAUCUUCACCCUUUUUCUGAUCUCAGGUACCGGGGGCUUUGAUGUGAUUGGCUACUCAGGAGGCACUGUCAUAAUCUACUGCAAUCACCAAGUGUAUGGAGAGUAUACGAAGUAUUUCUGUAAGGAAAACAACGUUCGAAAGACCGUGAAGGAAUGUUUUUUUAUAAAACCUAAUCAAGCACAGACGACAUUGACUCAGAAAGACCGGGUUUUUCUACACAACUUUCCUGGAGCUCUUACAGUGGUCUACAGACCACUGAGUUUACAGGAUGCUGGAAUAUACCAGUGUGGAGGGAAUGGAGUAUGGAAUUAUGAUAUGAUACUGAAAAUAAAGACAGAUCUGUGUUGCAUGAGUCCACAAACUGUGAUUGGUUAUCUGGGAGGGGCUGUCACCAUCGGUUGUCCAUAUCCAGAGGAGUUUAAGGACAGCUACAAGUACCUCUUCAAACUGAAUGAUCAACAGUUCGUUCAGAUGAUCAGCACCAUGGAGUCUCAGAAAGAUAGAUUCACAAUUUCUGAAGACAGAAGCUCUAGAGUUGUCAGUGUGGGACUCAGUGAUGUGAGAGAAGAUGAUGGAGGAGUUUAUUUCUGCGGAGUUGGGAUUGCAGGGAAGUCAGUCAGUUAUUACUCCGUCUUCCCGGAGAUUCAGCUACAGGUUUCUGCAUUCAGACCAGCCUACAAUCUACAACCUACACCAACAGUGCCAACAUCAGUCCCAUCUGCAGAGCGUUUCAGUAAGAACAGUUCCUCUAUCAUUAUCACUGUAUGUGUCUGUGUGGCUUUGCUGACUGGAGGAUUAAUCUUCUACAAACUAAGAUGCAAGAAAACAGGAGACCCUGCCUAUGUUAACAAAAGAUCAGAGAGAAAAGGCACACCUGAUACUGACUAUGAAAAUGAUCCACCUGGAAACCAGACCUCCAUAAGUAUGGAACUAGUCUACAACAACGUGGAGCCCAACACCAACCGAUCACAUUCAUCCUACCAGCACCUGGACCACAAUAGUAGAGAACCAGAUGCAGUUUACCACAGUCUAAAUCCCAACGCCAGUUAGAUCCAGCCUCCAAGAGUCUUAGUCCCCACACCAAUCAAUCAGAUUCAGUCUACCAGAAUCUCAUUCCCAACACUGAUCGAUGCGAUUUAGACUACGAGUCACUUCAGGAGUCAAAGUGGUGUUGAAUGCACCCCAUGUCCAGCCUACACCCCAAGAGACAGGGUCCACCCACCCAGUCUACAUAGUAAUGCAUUCUGCAGCAGUCAGUCUAUACAUUUGGAAGAUAUGGUAAAAACAGUUAAGAUACUCCACAAUCAGUAAUAACAGGAGUUGUUCACUUUCUAGUUUUGUCAAACCUUAGUGGUAUUUUUAAAUAUCUAGUCUGCUCUAUAUAACAUACAUUGUUUGAUAAUGCAUGCAUUAAAUUGAGCUAAUUUUAAAACAUCCAUGAAAACAUUAGCCCGUUGGCCAUCGAAAUCUGAUUGAUACAGAGCUAAACAGCUAUUCUAAUGGCAAAUAUUCAUUGCAAGUUAUAUACACUAUAUGGACAAAAGUAUUGGGACACCUACACAUUACACCCACAGAACAUCCCAUUCUAAACCAAUAGGCAUUAAUAUGGAGUUGGUCCCUCUUGGACAGCUGUAUCACCUUCCACUCUUCUAGGAGUCUGGAAGCACAUUGUGAGUUUGUGGGGUCUAAUCCUCUGUUGCUAAGCUGUUGUUGCUCCUAGGUGCUUCCUUUAGACAAAAAUAGCACUUACAGUUGUCUGGGGCAGAUCUAGCAGGACAGAAAUUUCACAAACUGACUGGCAUCCUAUGACAGUGCCAUGUUUAAAGUGACUGAGCUCAUCAUUCUAUUGCCAGUGCUUGUCUAUGGAGAAGCCAAGGCUGUGUGCUUGAUUUUAUGUUACAUGAAAUAUAUAUUAUAGAUGUGAAACCCCUGAACCCAGUACUUAGGAAGGGGGUCCUAAUAUUUUUGUCCAUAUAAUAUUUCUACAAACAUAAUGUAACUAAUGUCACAACACAUACAAGCAAGGUUGUUAUUAUUUAGUAUUCAAGAUUGAUAGUAUUUUUAUGAAUGAAAGUGUGGUCGUUUUGGAAAGUGUUUGAAGUCUUUGUGCCUUGUCUGGUAGUUGCAGUGAAAGUUUCGUUAAACUUUGAAGCAUAUUUUUUUGGUUGCUAUUUGUUUUUGAGAAACUCUUGGUUUCAGUUAUGUUUUUUAAAAUAGGGGUUCCCUUUUCCAGGCUGCUCAUUAUAAAUGUUCCUUUCUUAUGUAAGAAAAAUAAACAGGAUUAUGGACUAAG